AAAAAAAUGAGAACCCAGUAACGAUGCGAGAAUUGUAAUAAUAUUUUCCCACAAAACCAGAUAAAAUGAGGUGGACAAUAUAUAUUUCUUGUGAGACGUAAGCAACAGUCUGCGAAGUUGUAAUCUGGAAGGUGAGAAACCCCAGCUGACGAAUUACCAGGCAGCAGCGGGCGAUACAAUUGCCCAGGCAGCAACGGUGCUACAAGUUCCCAGGCAGCAGAGGGUAACGCAAGCUCACGACUGCAGCAAACAACAGAACAGGCUCUCACGUCCAGUCAAACAACGACCAGCCAAUACCAGGAGACAAAGGUACCGCUACCAGAGUGUCCUACAGACCUCAACACUCCUGACACUACACCAGCGACACCUGUCAGACGUCACCUCCAACUGAGGCCUUCCUAGAGCGGCGACCACUGUCAGCGGAAACUUUCUGAUGAUACCACCGCCUGAGACUAUCAUGUUUGUGUCAGCACUGCUGGUCAGCAGCCUCCUGACACUGGUGGUUCCCGGUGGAGCCUCGUGCCCUACACCCUUCUUCAUGAUCCGGGAGGGCUGUUACUACUACAUGGCGCCCAGCGACUUCAGGUGGGAGGAUGCGCGGACGUUCUGCAGGAGCCUCCUGCCAGAGGAAAACUCCGACCUGGCCGUCAUGGACUACUACUGCGAUGACUUUAUGCAUAUAGCCAACUACGCUGCGAUCAGUGAGAGGGGAGGCUGUAUGGCGGACAGUGGCGGCGGUGGCGGAUAGUGGCGGCGGUG
Molecule: messenger RNA, 759 nt
Organism: Procambarus clarkii (red swamp crayfish)
Lineage: Eukaryota; Metazoa; Arthropoda; Malacostraca; Decapoda; Cambaridae
Source: RefSeq, a predicted model, not a curated record